GUUUCCUGAUAGUCUACCUCUCUGUCUCUGCGUCGACGGCAUUGCCAAGAUGGGUUGGAGUUUCCACGGCCACAAGCGCGACGUUGACGCCGAAAAGCACCUCAAGCGGCUACACAAGACGACGCCGUUCAUCGAGAGCCCCCUCGUCGGUGCCGAUCACGAGAGCCUGGUCUUUUCCCAGCGCCACGAGGCCAACAGCGUCGAAUUGUUCUUCGACCUCUUCUUCGUCGCAAACUUGGCAACAUUUACCGCCUACCACUCCAUCACCGACGUCGACUACCUCCUGGGAUACAUUGGCUUCUUCGGCAUCCUGUGGUCGUGCUGGUUCCAGAUUACCCUCCACGAUGUGCGCUUUGCUCGAGACUCGCUGUAUGAGCGCGUGUGCAAGACGAUUCAGUUCAUCGUCUUCGUCGGACUGGCAUUGGUGGGCAGCCAGUUCAACCCUGCAAACUCAAAGGGCCCCCGCAACAACACGAACUUCCGCAUCCUGUGCUACACGCUUGUCAUCAGCCGUGGUCUCCUUGCCAUCCAGUAUCUCGUUGUCCUCUUCUUCACGUGGAGGGCAAAGUACUCCAAGAUCUACCUGCCUCUGCUGCUCAUGUUCAUCAUCUACGGAGUCAGCAUGGGUGCAUUCGCUGGAAUGACACCUGCGUUCCGCGAGGGCAACCAGAAGAAACGGCACGUGUACCUGGUAUGGUACGUUGUCAUGGUCAUCGAGGCCAUCUUUGUCAUUGCCAUAUCCUGUAUUUGGCGUAUGCUUAGUUUCAAGAAGACGCAUCUAAUGGAGCGCAUGAGCUUGCUAACCAUCAUUGUUAUUGGCGAGGGUGCCAUCGGUGUCACAAAGACCGUGUCGCGAAUCAUGGGCAAGCACGGCCUUGAUGUCGAAGGAUGUUUUUUAAUCAUGUGCAUCAUUGUCGUUUUGGUGCUAGUCUGGGCCCUCUACUUUGACAAUUUCCCCCAUGGGCACUAUGGAACAAUCCGACAGCAGAUCUGGAGUCUUUUGCAUUUUCCACUUCAGAUUGCCAUUGUCGGUGUAGUCGAAGGCUCCCAGCAGCUGGCCCUGGCCCGCUAUGUCAUCAACAACACCAACAAGGCCGCAGCCAAAGUCACAGAGUAUUGCGUCAAAGAAAAUCUUGACGGUGAAAAGCUGCAGGAAAAACUGCUCAGCCUGCUGGAAUACUUUGAGCUCGACUCUAAGCUCGAGACUUUGAGUUUCUUCGACGAAGCGCAAUCGGCAAUCAUAGAGAUUGGAAAAACGGCGGGCAUUUGCUCGCCUGAGAACUCGUCCAAGUACGCCUUUGGCACCAACGACGAAGAAAGCACCUGGCCCUAUGCUUUCAGGAACGUGUCCUACUCCAUCAGCAAUGGCGUGUACACGGGUCUCGGCAUGAAGCUUCCGGUGGACAAGCUCGAAGACCACAGCCCGCUGGAAGUCGGACUCAAAGCGUGGAAACUCGUCUACCUAUACUUCUGGGCGUCCUUCUGCCUUCUGACCAUCUGCUUUGUCAUCUUCCUGUUCCUCAUCCGCCGCCACAAGUCGGACCUCUUUGACUGGACAUCGGUCAUGUCGCGCAUGGCCGCCUUUUCCGUCGGCCUCGCCAUGCUUGCCCUUACUGCCGACGACACCAAAGUCUACGCUGCGAUUGAAUCCCCCGCUAUGCUGCCCGUCUUGGUUGUGCUCCUCUUCCUGAUCCUCACCAUUGACAAAUUAAGCGCAAUAUGGUGUAACCACCAUCUCAAGAAGAGCGGCAAGCCGUAUGCACUCGAAGUUGAUGAGCAUAGCCACGACCACCACGACCACCACGACCACGCUUCGCACGUUACCGCCCACGAAACAGGCCCCUUGUACGGCCACCUGUCGCACGAUGCCGGCGCCGACGAAGAAGCUAACAAAGCCGCGCGGUGGAGCAUGCACCCGGAAGACAUGGUGCCGCUUGCGUCGCACCGCAUCAGCUACAACUCAUCACAACAGAGCCUCACCCUGCAACCAACCCACACCCCGCCGCCAAUGGUGGAAAUCUCUCAUGUGAACCCGGAUCUUGAGGUUCAUACAGAGUACACGGGUGCCACGAGUACGGGUUAUGCACCUGUCAACAACACGGAUCCGCAUCACGGGGCAUGACAUGUUUGUGAACCAACAUUCCUGCGUUGAGUCUCUUUCUUUCUCCCUUGUAGUUCUUUUUUCCAUUCAUAAUAUGUUUUUGGUCAUUUAGCGAGCGUGGCGUUUGUCUUGUUUUUUUUGUUUCUGCUUUUCCAUCCUAUCGGACAUUUCCUUGUCUGAAAGCAUGAUAUCCAAAGUCGGGCCACGCUAAAACAAAGGUUCGCGAGUCAUUGGUACACGACGUUUCUGUGGCUACCACCACCAACAAUCCCCUUUUUUUUCUUCUCAAACCCCCAUUAUUCUUGUUGAUUAUCAAGCAUUGCCACUUGAAAUAAAAAAAGGGCGCUGCGAACAGGGGAGGGCGGA
Molecule: messenger RNA, 2467 nt
Organism: Exserohilum turcica Et28A
Lineage: Eukaryota; Fungi; Ascomycota; Dothideomycetes; Pleosporales; Pleosporaceae
Exons: 3
Coding region: 50-2122 (690 amino acids)
Source: RefSeq, a predicted model, not a curated record